Molecule: messenger RNA, 1754 nt
Organism: Eucalyptus grandis
Lineage: Eukaryota; Viridiplantae; Streptophyta; Magnoliopsida; Myrtales; Myrtaceae
Product: probable WRKY transcription factor 27
Biological process (GO): regulation of DNA-templated transcription
Cellular component (GO): nucleus
Molecular function (GO): DNA-binding transcription factor activity; transcription cis-regulatory region binding
Source: RefSeq, a predicted model, not a curated record
UUCCCCGCCCCCUCCUCACUCGUUCUCUCUCCACCGUUCCUUGCCUUCUGUCCAAAAGUCAGCGCCGUCCUGUGCCUCCCUCCCCCGCCAUUCCAAUCGCCCAAUUGCAUGAACCAGAGCAGCAGGAAGAAGCAUUGCACCCAGAAAGCGGAACCCUAGUUCAGACACCAGGCUGUCCCCAGGCCGUCAUUCUUUUUUCCCUGAAUGGCCGAAGACUGGGAUCUGAGCGCCCUGGUCAGGAGCUGCUCCUCCUCCUCCGCCGCCUCCGCCUCCUCCGCCGCGGCGGCCCCGCCGGAAGGCGAGAACCCGCUGGCUUGCUUGGCCUCGUUGACUUUCGAGGACGACGACAAGGACCCGUUUGGCUUCCCCAACCUUGCCGCGCCCCGGAAUGGAGCUCUCGAUGAGCUCCGAGAACUGUACAGACCCUUUUACCCCGACGCCGACCGUUCCCUCUCCCGCGCUUCCGAUUUCGCGCCCGCUUGUGGCUCCCGCGCGCCGGUCUCGCCGAAGGCCACCGCCGUCCCCCGCUUCGACCGCGUUUCCUCGGCUCCCGCCAUUGGAGCCCUCCAAGCUCCUCAGCAGCAGCCGCAACGGGCGGCGCGACACCAGGGCCUUGACUGGAAAGUGCUUCCCGCUCAGCAGCCUGUUUCUUCUCCAUUCCCUCUGCCCGCCAUGCAGGCUCAGACACCAAGAUCCAGAAAAAGGAAGAGCCAGCAGAAGAAGUCGGUUUGCCAUGUGACGGCGGAGAAUCUGUCGUCCGAUCCAUGGGCUUGGCGUAAAUACGGUCAAAAACCCAUCAAAGGCUCUCCAUUCCCGAGGAACUACUACAGAUGCAGUAGCUCCAAAGGUUGUUCGGCGAGGAAGCAAGUGGAGCGGAGCAACGCCGACCCGAACAUCUUCGUCAUCACCUAUACGGGCGACCACACCCACCGUCCCACCCACCGCAACUCCCUCGCCGGCAGCACCCGCAACAAGUACAGCACCUCCUCCUCCCUCCAGAAACCCGACUCGAUCUGCCCGGCCCAUUCCGCUCCCGCCGCCCCGUGCUCCACCUCCUCCAACGCCGCCAGCCUCUCCCCGACGACCCCCCUGACAGCUCCGAUCGACGAGGACGUGGCCCAUCCCUGCGCUCUCCUGACGAGCGAGGACCUGGGCAUGGACAAGGACAGCGAGGACUUGGUCGGAGACUAUGAAGACAACGACGACCGCCCGGAGGAGGAGGAAGGCGAGGACGACCUGCUGAUUCCCAACGUGGCGGCCAUGAGCGAGGAGAUCUUCAUGGGGUUCCGCGAGCUCGGCCAGAGCCCGGCUUCCGGAGACAACUUCUCGUCGGGUCCCGGCCGGGCGGACUUCACCCGGUUCAGCUCCGCCGCUGCCGGCGCUGGCGGGGGCCCUUGAACCGCCCGGAAAAAAAAAAAAAAAAAGUCCAAGGCUUGACGUGGAUAUACAUAGACAGAGUUGGAUCGUUUCGUAUAUGAAAGCUCUCUCUUUUCUUUUUUCUUUCUUGACAAGAUCUUCGUCCACCACCGCCAGUUAGGUACAGAAAGCGAUUAGAUGGGAAGAAUCUCUCUUCCGUCCGUCCCCAUAUCCAGGGUUCUCUCCUCUCUCUUUCACCUGUUUUUGCGCCUGUCUUUUCUUCUUUUUCAAAUCUUUCGCCUUCGAGUCUUUACCUUCAGUUUUGUAUGUACAGCAACAAUUCUAGGAUGUCCAUGAUCUCCCGUGCGUGGAAUAUCAAAGUGAACUUGAGUUUAGCA